Chelonia mydas (Green sea turtle) is the source of this 1855-nucleotide messenger RNA. Its product is annotated as START domain-containing protein 10. NCBI's taxonomy places the organism in Eukaryota, Metazoa, Chordata, Testudines, Cheloniidae. The record is from RefSeq and is a predicted model, not a curated record. Gene Ontology annotation, molecular function: lipid binding. The coding region runs from base 157 to 819 and encodes 220 amino acids. The transcript is spliced from 6 exons.
AGGGCACCUGCAUGGUGGUACAGCCUGCAUCUUGGGCAGGAGGAGGAGCUGGCUGGCAUCGGGGACACAUCCACGUGGUGCCUGGUGCAUACCCUAGGGGGAGUGCAGUGCCUCGGACAAUGGAGCUGCGGGCCAGUGCAGGCGGCAGAGAAGGCGAUGAGGAGCCCCCUACAUGAACGCAGGCUGCGCAUCGCCUGCAAGGACGUGCCUGCCACGACGCUCUACGACGUGCUGCAUGACACCCACUACCGCAAGAAAUGGGACUCCAACGUCAUCGAGACCUAUGACAUCGGGCGCCUGACGGCCAACGCUGAUGUGGGAUACUAUGCCUGGAAGUGCCCGAGCCCCCUGAAGAACAGGGACUUUGUCACCCUGCGCUCCUGGCUGCCCCUGGGCAAUGACUACAUGAUCAUCAACUACAGCGUCAAGCACCCGAAGUACCCACCGCGGAAGGACUUUGUGAGGGCUGUGAGCCUGCAGACGGGCUACCUGGUCAGGGCCAACGGCCCCCACGGCUGCACCCUCUACUACCUCACCCAGGUGGACCCCCGAGGUUCGUUACCAAAGUGGGUGGUGAACAAAGUGUCCCAGUUUGUGGCUCCAAAGGCCAUGAAGAAGAUCUACAAGGCAGGGCUGAAGUACUGGGAGUGGAAGCAGAAGCAUGAGCCUGGCUUUAAGCCCUGGGUGUACCCAGAGCAGAACACGCUGCCCAGCAUCAGCCUGGCCGAGCUGUCCCUGCAGCACGCCGACUCCCUGGAAAACAUUGAUGAGAGUGGCCUGGCUGAGGACAGGACGCAUAUCAGCGAUGAUGAGGCCUGAGCGGGGCCCGCAGCCACCCUGUGCCUGCCAGCAGGGCGGGGGAGAGGCCAGGCUCCUGCCCCUCCAUUGCAUGCUCAGGGGCAGUCAGCACCAUUCUCCCAGCACCCACAGAAGCCUGGCAGCGGAUUGGGGGCAUAGUUACAAAUUUGUCUCCAGUACUCUUGGUGUGAAUGUAUCCUUCAGCAUCUGUACAUCCUGCUCCUGGCACACAGAGCCCUCCGUUCGGGGGAGAAAGAACUGCCCCCACCCACCCACCUGGCACACAGAACCCUCUGCUGGAGGGAGAGAGAACUGCCCUGACCCACCCCCAGCACACAGAGCCCUCUGUUGGGGGAAAUGCCCCUACUUUGCCUGACCAAAGGCUCUGUGGGCAGCCGCCCAGCCCCCCGGGGAUGCCCUGGCCAGAGACAGAGAGCUGGCUGUGUAAGGAGGAGCCCCAGUCUGUGCAGGGGUGUUUCAGGGAUUCUCAGGGGGCUGGGGACGGCUGGGGCAGGGCAGGGCAGGGAGUAGGCAUCAGCAUUCCUACCCCAGCUAUUUCUCGACUGCUGCGGGAUCUAGUGGGGCUCUAGACAGCUGGAUGUCCCCUGAGGGGACUGGACUGGCCCAAGCUGCCACCAUCUGUCCCUGCCCCAGCUCUGCAGCAGCACAGGAAUGAUUUAGGCCUGUAUUUCCCCUCUCUGCUCCCAUCUUCCCACCCAGCAGCUCACUCAGACAGGAUGGCCCCUCCCAGACCUCCGUGGUCCUGGCCCUGUGUCACCUGCUCAGCUCAGGGGUGCCUCCUCAGCCACACCCCCAGUGUCUGGCCAUCCCCCAGUAACCCAGUGGGUCUACUCCAGCCCAACACCAUUCUGGGGCUCUGGGAGCACGUGGGGGUGGGGCAGGAGACUGGUCUGUCUUUCCUUCAAGACCUGGGACUGGACCCAGCAGGGUGGCUGCUCUCCAAACCACUGGGCUCCAACCGAUGUUUCUCCCGGCGAUCCUCCUCCAGCGUUUGCUGCUGUGAUUUCUAUCAAACCAAUAAAGGAAUUGGGUGUGA